Molecule: messenger RNA, 951 nt
Organism: Thermochaetoides thermophila DSM 1495
Lineage: Eukaryota; Fungi; Ascomycota; Sordariomycetes; Sordariales; Chaetomiaceae
Product: histidinol-phosphatase-like protein
Exons: 2
Coding region: 1-951 (316 amino acids)
Biological process (GO): L-histidine biosynthetic process
Cellular component (GO): cytoplasm
Molecular function (GO): histidinol-phosphatase activity
Source: RefSeq, a predicted model, not a curated record
AUGCACUCCCACUCCGGGCAAUUCUGCCCCGGUCACGCCAAAGACACGCUCGAGUCCAUCAUCCAACACGCCAUCUCCAUCGGCUAUAAAACCAUCGGUCUCACCGAGCACAUGCCACGCACCUCCGUAUCCGACCUCUACCCCGAGGAAUUCGCGGAAGCCCCUACCCCCGAAGCCGUCCUUGCCCUCCAACCCCCCCGCCACGAAGCCUACCUCGCCGAAGCGAUCCGUCUACGCGAGAAAUAUUCCUCCCAAAUCACCAUCCUAAUCGGUUUCGAAGGCGAAUGGAUCCGUCCCGAAGACUACUCCCCUCUAAUCCAGUCCCUGUCCGGGAGAGCAGACUACUUCAUCGGCUCCCUGCACCACACCCUAACAAUACCAAUCGAUUACGAUCGCACAAUGUACCUGCAAGCCGUCUGCGCAGCAGCAAAACACCGCGGUCUGCCUGUCCCCUCCGAAGGGGAGUCAUCCGAUGAAGCGGAAGAGGCUUUGUUUGAGAUCUACUUCGACGAGCAGUUUUCCCUCCUCUCAACCAUGCGCCCCAAAGUCAUAGGGCACUUCGACCUCAUCCGGCUGUUCUCCUCCUCCCCUGGCCGUAACCUCACCUCCUGGCCGGGCGUCUGGCGCCGCAUCGAGCGCAACCUUGCGCUCAUCAAAUCCUACGACGGCUGGCUGGAGUGCAAUACGUCUGCCCUACGCAAAGGGCUGGAGGAGCCGUAUCCUAAGCGGGAGAUUGCUGAGGCGUGGACGCGGAUGGGGGGGAAGUGGACGUUUUCGGAUGAUAGUCAUGGGAUUGGGCAGGUGGCGACGAAUUAUUUGAGGGGACUGAAAUAUUUGCAGGCGAUUGGGGUUGGGGAGGUGUGGACUUUUGGGAGGGGAGAGGAUGGGAAGUUGGUCGAGAGGGGAGUGGAAAUUGAGGAGUUUAGGGGGAGUUUGAGGUUGGGGGAGUAA